CACAGUUCAAUACCCUCUCUCUCUCUCUCUCUCUCUCUAUAUAUAUAUAUAUAUAUAUAUAUCUGAAGAUAUGGAUAUGAAGAAAUUUGUAAAGAAAAGGUUAUCAAGCAAGAGAUUUGGAAGGUUUCUCAAAGAACAGAGAGGAAGGCUCUACAUUACGAGGAGAUGUGUAGUCAUGCUCCUAUGCUGGCAUGACUGAAUCUCUCUCUCUCUAUAUAUAUCUAUCUUUCUCUCUCUAGCUCACUCAUUCUUGUUUUACCAAUUGUAAAUAGCAAAGAGAAAUGUCAGGAAUAGUGAAGUGUUCUUUUGAUGUAUGAUUAUGUCCCAAGAUCUAAUUUUUUUAAUAAUAUAUCAGAGAUUUAACUUUGAUUGCUA
Messenger RNA from Cornus florida, 375 nucleotides. Its product is annotated as small polypeptide DEVIL 4-like. The coding region runs from base 71 to 199 and encodes 42 amino acids. The record is from RefSeq and is a predicted model, not a curated record. Lineage: Eukaryota; Viridiplantae; Streptophyta; Magnoliopsida; Cornales; Cornaceae. Gene Ontology annotation, biological process: negative regulation of cell population proliferation. The transcript has a single exon.